AUGUUGCCAGUUAUAUUUAGCACAGGUGAGUAAACUUUCUUUAUUGAAAAUUGCAGCUACAAAAAAAAACAAAUUUCAGUAGUAAGACGAAAAUGUUUCACAUCAACUACAACUACAAUUCGAUUAUUUGGCGGGGCUGCCGACGAAUCAAAUGAUUCAUCAUUUUCAAAAAGAAAAUUGAAAAAAUUAUUCAAAGUUGCACAAUUGGCGAAGAAAUCGAGAUCCUAUGAAAAUGAUAAAAUUGAUAAAUUGAGUGCGAUGGCAGAAUUUGGCUUAAAGUAGGUUUUGAAAUGAAUAAAUAAUCAAUUAAUGAAAUUCUUUCAGAGAAUCAGAUUUAGCAGAUUUGCCAAGUCAUAGCAGACCAGUUCUCAGUCACGCACAUAAAGAAAUGAACAAAAAUGCAAAUCUUCAAUUAUACGCGCUUACUGAUGUUUAUCAUAAAGCUCUCAAAGUUCACGGAAGUUCAGAAGCUCUUGAAGCACAUCGUCGUCCAUUAGUUGCAAUGAGAAAAGAGAUAACUGAUGCUGAAAGAAUGCGAAUGAGAAUGAGAAUUGAGACAACAAAUCAACAUGGUGGUGCAGAUCGAGUUGUUGCAAUUGCUUUUACUUUAAAUUUAUGUGAUAUGGCUAUGAAAUUCACGGCAGCUUAUUUAACAGGAUCAAAAUCAUUAUUUGCUGAAGCUAUUCAUAGUGCAAUGGAUACUUGUAAUCAAUUGAUUUUAUUGCUUGGAAUACGGUAUUCGGCUAAAAAUCCUGAUUUAUUAUUUCCCUAUGGUUAUGGAAAUAUGCGAUAUGUGACAUCUUUAAUUUCGGGUUGUGGAAUAAUGGCAUUCGGGUGUGGUUUAUCAAUGUAUCAUGGAAUAUCGGGACUAUUACAUCCUGAACCAUUAGAACCUUUGACAUAUGUAAGCAUUUUUGUUGUGGGGAAAAAAUGGUGUGAAAAAAUCUGGAAUUUUUAGGCAUAUUACGCACUUUUUAUGUCACUUUGUUUCCAAGGAACAUCAGCAAUCACAGCAUAUCGAGAAGUUUAUUCGAAAUCGCAAAAGGCUAAAGUUAGCAUGUGGAAUUAUGGUGAGAUUUUGAAAGAUUUUUGAAAAUUUCCUAUCCUGAAAAAUCUCCGAAAUUAAAACUCUGAAAGUUUUGGAUUUAAAAUUGUUAUCAUUCCCUUGAAAACUGUGUCCCACCUUCCUUUUUCGAGCACCAAAAUUAAUUUUUCAGAUGCCCAAGCUCUCAAGUUAUCCAUAAAACAUAUUUUUUCCAGUCCGAACAUCAGCAGAUCCUUCAUUGAAUGUAGUUCUUCUCGAAGACACAGCCGCAGUUUCUGGAGUCGGAAUUGCUCUUUGUGCAAUCUCACUUUCGUCAUACUUGAAUUCUCCAAUUCCUGAUUGUUGUGGUUCAAUUCUCAUUGGUGGAUUAUUAGGUUUGUAACUGUUUUUAUUCAAUUCCCGGAGCCGACGUUCAACAAAACAAAACUUGCAGGAACUGUUGCCUCAUUUAUUAUUCGCUCAAAUGCAGCUCAUUUAGUUGGUCGAAGUUUGCCGCAAAGAAUUACUGAUGAUAUUGUUGCACGGUUGAAUAAUGAUCCAAUGAUUAGGUGAGAUACAUUUUUGAUGGGAAAAAAUAUAGGCAUUUUUUAUUUGUAAAUAAAAAUUCUGAUUGUGAGAAAAAAAAUGAACAGAUCCUGAAAGUCUGUAAUGAUUUUUGCAAACGCUCCCGAAAUAUUUUAUCAAAAUGAUUUAUUCAUUUCAUUUAUCUAUCAAUAUAUACCCAUAAUUUCUAGACCCUGAUGUUUUUCUUUUUAUUUUUCUAGAUCAGUUCAUGAUGUGAAGGCGACUUGUUUGGGAGUUGAACAAAGUCGAUUUAAAGCCGAACUCGAUUUUGAUGGAAGAAUGAUAACAAGAGCAUAUUUACAAGAUGGUGUACAUGUUCCAGCAUUGUUGAAUGUGAGUUUCUGCAAAAAAUUGUUUUUGAAGAAAAAUAUUCAACAAAUUAUUUGCGGUGAAUGUUUUUUCAUCUGGCAUUUUUUUUAAUUCAAGUCAAAUUUUCGAAAAAUCAUUUACAAAAUUAAUUAACUUAUGGAAUUCCGGAAAAAUUAUACCUGUUCAAAAUUCAUUCAAAAGUUGUUUACUGUCCGUUCGCCAGCGAAGGAAACGCGGCCAAACGCGCCCCAUUGAUAAACAAUGCAUUUUUGUGCGGCGAUUCAAACAAUAAUUUUUAUUCUUUUACUGUUUUUCAUGCGAAAAAAGGCAUUUCUACUAAUUAAAAAAUGAGGAAAUUGGUUAUUGUGGAAACUACUGAGUUGAAAAGGUUUUACCUGACCAUUUUCACUUAAAAUUGGUGCAUUUGGACAGAAAUGAGCAUAGAAAAAGUGAAAUUUUCCUGAAAUUUUCUGAUUUCGGUUGGAAAUGAUAUAUAACUAGUUGGAAAUCAAGAACUAAACAGUUUAUCAACAAAAUUAAUCAAGAAAAUAGAUUAAAUUAGUGAAAAAUCACAAUUUUCGACCCAAAACACGACUUCCUCAUCGUUUCUAUCAAAACUCCGAGCGAACCGAUGACUUUUUCGCAUGAAUCUUGAUGAGAAGUAGUUUUCUUCGUCACUAAUGUGCACUUGCAUCAUUUGAAUAGCAAAUUGAUUGUCUUGAGGCAUUUUUGAGCAAAUUAUCCAUCACAUAUCGCCAUUCAUUUCAAAAUUGCGAUGAAAACCGCAAAAAUCACCAAUUUUCAAUCAACAACCUGAAAAUUGCAUCAUUGUCAUAGAAAAUACAUAACUAAACAACUCACCUUCGAUUUGAAUUGAACUGCGACUUCAAAUCACUCCAAAAAUCGAUUUUAUAACAUCUUUUCGAUCAAAACAUCGAAUUUCAUCGAAAAAAUCCAUAAAUCGCUACCAAAAACCAUUUUGUUCGGGCAAACUUGGAAGAUAAGUAUAAUUUGAGUUUUGCCAUCCUCUGAAAGCAGAAAAAUUACAAAAUUGCUUCUUUUUUUGUGAAAAACGGAGGAAAAACAAGAAAAAACGGAAAAAAAAAUGAAAAAAAUUGGGUCGGCAAAAAAAGCAAACUACGGUAUGUAGUUGGAGCGCGUUUCCUUCGCUGAAAAACAAACAGUAUAGCGUCACCCAAAAAGCUAACUUAUUUUUUCACGUAGAAUUUUUCAAAAUCCAAAUUUUUUAAUAAGAAUUCCGAAUAUUUCAUCUUUGAAAUUCCUAGAAAACUUAAUUUUCUGUGGAAAAAUUCAGAUAAAAUAUUUCCAAAAACUUCUAAUUGGCUUUCAAAUGUUCAUUUUUGAUCAAUUAUUUGCUGAAAAUUUCAUAAAUUAUCGAAGUUCCCAAUUUUUCUAAUCAUUAUCCCAAUCAUUGAAUAAUUUUGUUUUUCUAGGAAGUAAAAAAGAUUGACACAGAAGAACAAUUGGAAGUUUUCAUGGAACAUCACGGUGAAAAAAUAAUUGAUAGACUUGGUGAUGAAAUCGAUAGAAUUGAAGGUGAAAUUACGAAAAAACAUCCAGAUAUUCGUCAUGUCGAUUUAGAAGCAUUGUAA
Messenger RNA from Caenorhabditis angaria, 3531 nucleotides. Lineage: Eukaryota; Metazoa; Nematoda; Chromadorea; Rhabditida; Rhabditidae. The record is from the annotation of a GenBank genome assembly.